Molecule: messenger RNA, 578 nt
Organism: Dermacentor silvarum
Lineage: Eukaryota; Metazoa; Arthropoda; Arachnida; Ixodida; Ixodidae
Product: boophilin-H2-like
Exons: 4
Coding region: 64-540 (158 amino acids)
Molecular function (GO): serine-type endopeptidase inhibitor activity
Source: RefSeq, a predicted model, not a curated record
AGCGUAUAAAAGCCAGUGCCUGUGACUUGACUAGCCACUGUCGUGUGCCUGACUGUACCCACCAUGAAGGCCUACGUAUUUCUGGCUCUCCUUAGCACCGCAUAUGCAGCCGCAGAUUUCAAGCUCCAAUGUGCGGAGAAGGCCGACAGAGGGCCCUGCGAACUUGACCUGCCGAGGUGGUGGUACAACAUGGAUGCUGCAAGAUGCGAGGUGUUCAACUACGGUGGCUGCGGCGGCAACGCUAACCUGUACAAGACGAAGGAGCACUGCGAGGAGACGUGCAUGGAUAAAAAACCUGCGCCCACAGUAGAUGUGCCAGUCGAGGGAGUUACUCGAGAAAUAGAGAUGGGGCAUAUUGAGAGCAUGUGCCGCCUUCCGCCCCACCGUGGCCCAUGCAUGGGUAAUUUGCAGCGAUUCUACUAUGACAACGAGAGGCAAAAGUGCCGCCCCUUUGUUUACGGAGGCUGCCAGAGCAAUGGAAACAACUUCGAAUCAUACGUCAAUUGCAUGAGUGUUUGCAAGGGAAGCCUGUCGCCCUAGACAGAGCCACAACUGGUGAAUGCAUGUACGUGUGCUGA